Drosophila ananassae is the source of this 2018-nucleotide messenger RNA. RefSeq lists its product as uncharacterized. The record is from RefSeq and is a predicted model, not a curated record. The transcript is spliced from 2 exons. The coding region runs from base 1494 to 1904 and encodes 136 amino acids. NCBI's taxonomy places the organism in Eukaryota, Metazoa, Arthropoda, Insecta, Diptera, Drosophilidae.
AGCUAAGGGGCUAAGCUGGUGGAUUUGGCCUUUUUUUACACUUUUUUAGGUUGAUUUUUAAAUACUUAUAAGGGUUGGCUCACACUCUCCAAGUACCGGGUAUCAUUUACUGAAAAUACUUUUAUUUCUAGAAUCUUAACUAAUCUAAUAUUUUUAUAGAGAUUUCUAGAGGGUUUCGAAAUUCCAAAUAUUUCCAAAGAUUGCUCCCAUUGCUCUACGACUUCCCUCUAAAAUAGGCAGUACCCUCUAAAAAAGGUAGUUUUUAUAACUUAAAAACUUAACUUAUAAAUUAUAACUUUCAAAAUGAAAAAUAUUUUUUUUGGCAGUAUUGUUUAGAAAUAUUUUUGGAAAGAUAUUAGGUAAUCUAUCAAUGCAUCGAAAAAUAGGCAAAUAAAUUAUUAAAUCAAAUACCGGGUAUGAUAUCUUGAAAAUGUUUAUUUUUGGAAGCUUAUGUAAAAAAGUAUAUAAUUUUUUUGUUGAGGCUACUCUAGUAAUGCCCUCUAAAAUAAGCAACAGAAUUACUAAACCAAGUACCGGAUAUCUUAAUAUAGAAAUGUUAAUUUUUUUCAGCUCUUUUAGGAUAAGGAGUGUUUCUCUAUCAAUGGCCCCUACAAUAUAAAAUAUAAUUAUUGAAUCGUGUAUGAUAUAUUAAAAAUGUUAAGUUUGGGUAGCUCUCAUAAGGAUUGUUACUAGGAAUGUAUUAGUUUAAUUAAUCCAUCAAUGCCCCAUAAAAUAGGCAAUUUAAUUACAAAACCAAGUACCGGGUAUCAUACUUUACAGAUAUUUAUUUUUAGAAGCUCUUUUAUAUACCUUUUCUUAUUAUUAUAAUCAAAAAAUUAUUUGUCAGUUGAGAGAUUAAGUAUGGAAAUAAUUGCUUUUCACUAUAAGUGUCUCCUAAAUCAGGAAACACAAUUACUGAAUGAAGUAGCGGGUAUAAUGUAUUAAAAGUUUAGUUUUAUUGUUUAUUUUUAGUAGCUUCCAUGUUGUAGUUAGGGGAUUUGUUGUUAUUUUGUAGAGGAUAAGGACUGUUACUGACUGAAUUAAGUACCGGGUAUAGCAUACAAAUGUUUAUGCCUAGAAGCCCUCUCAUAUACCCUAUCUUAUUAUUUUUAAAGAAUUGUUUUGUCAUCCAACAGAUUAAGUAAGGAAAUGAUCGUUACAAUUGCCCUCUUAAAUAGACUAGAAUAUAAAUAAUCCAAGUACCGGGUAUAAAUAUUUCAAGCCACAAGACUAUAGCUGCUAUUGCCUCCCAGUUUUCGUAUUCUCGGCUAAAAUAAGAGCCAAUGGUGCAGUGGCAGUGUUAAUUAGCCGCCGUGGUCGAUAUCAAAAAAUGACAGCCAUGCACAAAACUAAUCCGCUUUGCUGCGUGCCCCCAAAUCGGGCAGAGCCGGGCAGGAGCCCCCAACGGAUGGCGUCAUUCGGGGCUGAUUUUGAUUUAAUCGUCGAUUGUGUCGACAUCAAAUCAGUAUUCGAAUCGCUGUCCGGCAAUCGCAAUGUCCGGAACACCGGAAUCCGGCUCCAGAACGGGCAACGCCACCAGUGUGGCUAACCUGGCCAAGAUCGUCAACAUAAUCGAGUCGAAUGUGCGGGCCGAGGAGGAGGCGGUGGCGGACACCGCCAAGACGUCCUCCAGCAGCAGUAGCAGCGUCCGGCUGGCCAGCAGCAGUGCUCCCCGCCGUAGUGGCGUCUCAGCGUCCUAUGUGCCCAAAACGCCCCAGCUGGAGGAGAUUAUAUUCGCGGAGCCCACCUGCACAGAGCGGUUUGCUCGCUACUUUGUCAUAGUCAUCUACCUGUGCGGUCUCUGCUGCCUCGGAUUCUUCCUCUCGAUCUAUCACAUCUUCUUCUGGGACUCCCGGAUGCCGCCGGUCUUCAAGGGCCAAAAGAAGGCCCCCGUAUUUGGCUAACAAACGAGGUCUUUAAAUAUUCAUAUAAAAUUGUGAUACCCGAGAAAAUAGCCAUCCGCCUCCUGAACUCAUCGGAAGUGACCGCGGAGCAGUUCUACAAGCACAUCCUCGACC